AGCGGAUCCGACGCCCCGGGCGCCUCCUCCCCGCACUCUCCUCGCCCCCCUUCCACAGUCCCUCCCAUCCAUUACGCCGAGGGCGAGAAAAAGCAGAAAGGGGAGAGAGAGAAACUAAACCCGACUAGGCGCACCAAACCCAACCCACAACGCACGCACGCCGCCGCCGCCAUCUCCGGCGACCGCGGCGACCACCGCGGCGCCCAAACCCUAGGGCUGCCGCUAUCCCCUCAGCGCCUGGACUCUGAUGCGUCCCAGCCCAUGGCCCCCCACCUCCGUCUCGCCCCCCAGGCCCGCCUCCUGUUGCUGGUGCUCGCUGUCGCCCUCGGCCUCGGGAGUGCCGCCCCCGGCCCGGGCCACGGGCCGGAGGCGUCAGAUCGGGCCGAGCCGGACCCGUACUCGAUCCUGACGUGGCACGACUACUCGCCCCCGUCGCCGCCGCCCCCGCCGCCGCCGCCGGCGGCGCCGGCGGCGACCUGCGCCGACGACCUCCAUGGGAAGGGGGACUUCAGCACGACCUGUGAGCUAUCCGAAGAGGUCCAGCUGGACGGCGACGUCUACAUCACCGGCAACGGCAGUCUGGUCCUCAACUCCGGUGCGGCCCUGACCUGCGAGAAGCCCGGGUGCGUCAUAUCAGCCAACCUCUCCGGCGAGGUGCGUCUCGGCCGCGGCGUGCGGGUCGUUGCCGGGUGGGUCUCCCUCGCGGCCGCUAACAUCACAAUCGCCGACACGGUCAUUGUGAACACUAGCGGUCUAGCCGGCGAUCCGCCUGACCGCACCAGCGGCGUCCCCACGGGGACGCACGGGGAUGGAGGUGGUCACGGCGGUCGAGGUGCGAGCUGCUACGUCAAGGAUGGGCAGUCGCAGGAGGACUCAUGGGGAGGUGAUGCCUACGCAUGGUCAGACCUUGAGCACCCGUUUAGCUAUGGAAGCAAAGGGGGCUCUACUAGUGUUGAGAAGGACUACGGUGGCGUCGGCGGUGGUAUCUUGUGGCUGUUUGCGGAUGACCUGCUAAUGAAUGGUACAGUGCUCGCAGAUGGUGGUGAUAGCAGUGAUAAGGGCGGGGGUGGUUCUGGUGGGAGCAUCUAUAUCAAGGCCGAGACUAUGCAUGGUGCUGGCAAAAUCAGUGCUUCUGGAGGCAACGGUUUGGCUGGGGGUGGUGGAGGACGGGUUUCUAUUAAUGUUUUCAGUAGGCAUGAUGAUACCCAGAUAUUUGUUCAUGGUGGAAUGAGUUCGGGCUGCCCAGAUAAUGCAGGAGCUGCUGGAACUCUUUAUGAUGCAGUACCUAAGAGUCUUGAUGUUAACAACAAUAACAUGAGUACACAGACUGACACUCUUCUGUUGGACUUCCCAAAUCAGCCACUAUGGACAAAUGUUAACAUCAGGAAUCAUGCCAAAGUUGUUGUGCCCUUGCUCUGGAGUCGUGUUCAGGUUCAAGGGCAACUUAGCCUAAAAUCUGGUGCUGUUCUGACGUUUGGAUUGACCGGUUAUCCAUACUCGGAGUUUGAACUGAUGGCUGAGGAGCUUCUUAUGAGUGACUCAACAAUCAAGGUGUUCGGUGCUUUGAGAAUGUCUGUUAAGAUGCUCCUUAUGUGGAACUCCAGAAUGCUUAUUAAUGGCGGUGGAGAUUCAGUAGUUGCGACGUCCUUACUGGAUGCUAGCAAUUUGAUAGUCCUGAAGGAAUCAUCUGUGAUACAUUCUACCGCUAAUCUUGGAGUUCGCGGUCAAGGUCUGCUGAACUUAUCUGGAGAUGGAGACAUAAUCGAGGCACCACGUCUUAUUUUGUCACUGUUCUACAGCAUACGAGUUGGACCUGGCUCCAUUUUACGGGGUCCACUUGUAAAUGGAAGUAACGGCGAUGUGUCCCCAAAGCUGAACUGUGAAGAUGAGAGUUGCCCUGUAGAAAUAAUUCAUCCACCAGAAGAUUGCAAUCUGAAUUCUUCACUGUCAUUUACUCUCCAGGUAUGCCGUGUAGAAGACAUUGAUGUCUGGGGUCUCGUACAAGGAACUGUAAUUCAUUUCAAUAGGGCAAGAAGUGUUACUGUUCACACAUCUGGGACUAUCAGCACAACAGGAUUGGGCUGCAAAAGUGGAAUAGGACGAGGAAGAUUAUUAAGUAGCGGCCUAAGCGGUGGUGGUGGACACGGUGGUAAAGGGGGGAACAGUGUUGUUAAUGGAAGCCGUGCUGAGGGUGGACCUACAUAUGGUAAUGCCGAUUUGCCUUGUGAACUUGGCAGUGGAAGUGGCAAUGACUCAACAGGGCUUUCCACAGCUGGUGGUGGUAUAAUAGUGUUGGGCUCAUGGGAGUAUUCUCUACCAAGUCUCACGCUCUACGGUACAAUAGAAUCAAAUGGUGGUAGUUUGACUGAUGCUGUAACUAAUUCCUCCAUUGGACCUGGUGGUGGUUCUGGGGGUACGGUUCUUCUAUUUGUGCGCACUUUGUCCCUAGCAGAGAGUUCCGUCCUUUCGAGUGUUGGUGGCUUUGGUCGAGCUGGCAGCGGUGGGGGUGGAGGGGGAAGGAUUCACUUUCACUGGUCUAACAUUCCUACUGGAGAUGAGUAUGUUCCUGUUGCAGCUAUUAAAGGAUCAAUACUUGCAAGCGGAGGAAUCAGCAAAGGGCCAGGAUUCCCUGGUGAGAAUGGAACAGUUACAGGAAGAGCUUGCCCAAAAGGUCUUUAUGGUACAUUCUGCAAGGAAUGCCCUUUGGGAACAUACAAGAAUGUUACUGGAUCUUCAAAAUCUCUCUGCUUUCCGUGCCCUUCAGCCGAACUUCCUCGCCGUGCCGUGUACACAAGUGUCCGAGGAGGGGCUGCUGAAACUCCAUGCCCGUACAUAUGUGUGUCAGACAGAUAUCGCAUGCCUCACUGUUAUACUGCUCUUGAAGAGUUAAUAUACACUUUUGGGGGACCUUGGUUAUUUGGUCUACUUCUUUCAGGCCUUCUUAUUUUGUUAGCUCUUGUUUUAAGUGUUGCUCGGAUGAAAUUUGCUGGCACUGAUGAGUUACCCGGGCCAGCACCAACUCAACAAGGGUCGCAGAUUGAUCACUCCUUCCCUUUCCUAGAAUCACUAAAUGAGGUCUUGGAAACUAAUAGAGCUGAAGAAUCACAUGGUCAUGUACACAGGAUGUAUUUCAUGGGCCCAAACACCUUCAGUGAACCUUGGCAUCUCCCACACACCCCAGCAGAACAGAUUACAGAGAUUGUGUAUGAGGAUGCAUUUAAUCGAUUUGUCGAUGAGAUAAACACACUUGCAGCUUAUCAGUGGUGGGAAGGAUCUAUUUACAGUAUCCUUUGUAUACUUGCAUACCCUUUGGCUUGGUCAUGGCAACAGUGGCGUAGAAGAAAAAAAUUACAAAGACUUCGUGAAUUUGUUCGCUCUGAGUAUGAUCAUUCAUGCUUACGGUCUUGCCGUUCGCGUGCGCUUUAUGAAGGUCUCAAGGUGACUGCAACCCCAGAUCUAAUGUUGGGAUAUUUAGAUUUCUUCCUUGGUGGAGAUGAGAAAAGGCCUGAUCUUCCUCCUAGACUUCGUCAAAGGUUUCCGAUGUCCUUGAUUUUUGGUGGUGAUGGAAGUUACAUGGCUCCAUUUUCACUUCAUAGUGACAGUGUGCUGACCAGUCUUAUGAGCCAGGCUGUGCAACCUUGGAUAUGGCACCGUCUUGUAGCUGGAUUGAAUGCGCAGCUGCGUUUGGUUCGACGUGGAAAUCUCAAAGCAACAUUUCUUCCUGUCCUUAAUUGGCUUGAAACUCAUGCGGAUCCUGCUUUGGGCGUGAAUGGUGUACGUGUCGAUCUUGCGUGGUUCCAAGCUACAGCAUUAGGGUAUUGCCAACUGGGUCUUGUUGUUUACACUGUCGAGGGAGAACCAGUGACUGCUGAACUUGAUGGCAGCCCAAGAAUUAAAAUAGAGCAGCAUUCGCUAGUGCAGGACAUGCUUGCUGAUGCUCAACUAAGCCGCUCAAGGAUUAAGGAUGUUUUUAUGCGGAAAAGGAUUACUGGUGGCAUUCUAGAUAGUACUACCUUACGGACACUUAUAGACAGGAGAGAUUUUCUGUACCCGUUUUCUCUUAUCUUGCACAAUUCUAAACCAGUUGGGCAUCAGGAUCUUGUUGGCUUAGUAAUCUCAAUAUUGCUCCUGGCGGAUUUCAGCUUAGUGUUGCUUACUUUUCUCCAGCUAUACUCAUACUCAAUGGCCGACGUUCUCUUAGUUCUGUUUGUUCUUCCUCUUGCGAUACUGUCGCCUUUCCCUGCUGGAAUAAAUGCUCUUUUUAGUCAUGGACCACGGCGAUCAGCAGGCCUUGCUCGUGUAUAUGCAUUGUGGAACAUUACUUCACUGGUUAAUGUUGUUGUGGCUUUGAUAUGCGGAUUCGUUCACUAUAAGUCGUCAACCAAGAGACAUCCAAGCACACAGCCAUGGAACCUUGGAACGGAUGAAAGCGGCUGGUGGCUGUUUCCGACUGGACUCAUGUUGUUGAAAUGCAUCCAAGCAAGGCUUGUUGAUUGGCAUGUGGGUAAUCUAGAGAUCCAAGACCAAGCGGUAUACAGCAAGGACCCGAACAUAUUCUGGCAGUCGUGACAUCUGGUUUUAACAGAGGUGCUUUUGAUAGCUUUUUACAACUCGAUUUUUUGGGAGUUGAUAAAAGAAAAGGAGUGGGGGGCAGCUCGGCCUUUCUUUAUUGACCAGGCCAAAGAAGCAACUACAGUGCUAUAUAUGCAUACUUCCUCGCCCCUUGUUUAAUCAUAUGCAGGCACACAACCUGUGUUCUGUUUGUAUAUAUAAAGGUGUUCUCGAUCCAUUCUUUGUAGGAUUUAGACACCAUAGAAUUAAAAACAAAUACCCAAGCUAACUGAAGAGAGGGGGGGAUGUCAUUUUGUUGUUUGUGCUUGUUGUUGCUGUUGUGUUACUGUUAUGACCUUGCCCCUUGUGUUGAGCUGGGCAUGGCAUCAGUGUGUAACUUGAGUUGUAUCUUGACUGUAUAAAACAAGAACUAACACGCCUCAUGGUUUUCAUUAACAAAUAGUAGCAAGGUUCAUAUCA
Molecule: messenger RNA, 5031 nt
Organism: Aegilops tauschii subsp. strangulata
Lineage: Eukaryota; Viridiplantae; Streptophyta; Magnoliopsida; Poales; Poaceae
Source: RefSeq, a predicted model, not a curated record